Molecule: messenger RNA, 378 nt
Organism: Aureobasidium uvarum
Lineage: Eukaryota; Fungi; Ascomycota; Dothideomycetes; Dothideales; Saccotheciaceae
Source: the annotation of a GenBank genome assembly
AUGUCUUUCUGGAGCCGUCCUCGCAACCUGGUCAUCCUCGGUGGUGUCCUUGUCGGUGCUGCUUUCAUCCCUACUCCCGGCUCUAAGACCUCGUACGCGUUCUCUCCUCUUCCCUUUGCCCAAUGCCUCACACCCAGAACCCAAGGCACANAAAACAUCGGCGCCCGCUGGUCAGCAGGCGGCGGUUCAGACGUCCACACUCCUGGCGCCGCUACCCCUCGCGGAAACAUCGAGAACACACAAGAGAACCAGACCAACGCCUCAGGCAUCCGCAGCGAACACUUCCAGGAGAAUCAAAUCUCCCAGCGCCCUGGCGAGCCCGGUACUUUCGACAAGGCCUGGAACAAGGCUCACUACGGCACCGAGAAGGGCAAAUAG